ACAUGCCCCGCUAGCCCGCUUAAAAGGCUGUGCCGAGGGCUGGCCAGUGAAGCUCGGCCCCAGGGAAAGUGAAAGUUUGCCUGGGUCCUCUCGGCGCCGCCGCCGCGCUCUCUGCAUCCCGGGACAGCGGCGCGGCCCUGGGCCGGGGCGCCGACUCUGCGGCGGCCAGCGAGCGAGCGAGCGAGGGCGGCCGACGCGCCCGGCCGGGACCCAGCUGCCCGUAUGACCGCGCCGGGCGCCGCCGGGCGCUGCCCUCCCACGACAUGGCUGGGCCUCCUGCUGUUGUUGGUCUGUCUCCUGGUGAGCGGGAAUAUUACCGAAGGGGUGUCAGAGCACUGUAGCCACAUGAUUGGAGACGGACACCUGCAGUCUCUGCAGCAGCUGAUUGAUAGUCAGAUGGAGACCUCGUGCCAAAUUGCCUUUGAGUUUGUAGACCAGGAGCAGUUGAAAGAUCCCGUGUGCUACCUUAAGAAGGCCUUUCUCUUGGUGGAAGACAUAAUGGAGGACACCAUGCGCUUCAAAGACAACACCUCCGGUGCCAAAGCCGUUGUGCGGCUGCAGGAACUCUCUUUGAGGCUGCAGAGCUGCUUCACCAAGGAUUAUGAAGAGCAUGACAAGGCCUGUGUCCGAACUUUCUAUGAGACACCUCUCCAGUUGCUGGAGAAGAUCAAGAAUGUUUUUAAUGAAACAAAGAAUCUCCUUAAAAAGGACUGGAAUAUUUUCAGCAAGAACUGCAGCAACAACUUUGCUAAAUGCUCCGACCAAGAUGUGGUGACCAAGCCUGAUUGCAACUGCCUGUACCCCAAAGCCACCCCUAGCAGUGACCUGGCCUCUGUCUCCCCCCACCAGCCCCUCGCCCCCUCCAUGGCCCCUAUGGCUGGCUUGACCUGGGCUGACUCUGAGGGGACAGAGGGCAGCUCCCUCUCGCCCAAUGAGCAGCCCGUUCGCACAGUGGACCCAGGCAGUGCCAAGCAGAGACCACCCAGGAGCACCUGCCAGAGCCUUGAGUCGCCAGAGACCCCAGGUGUCCAGGACAGCAACACUGGUGGUUCACCACGGCCUGGGCCCUCUGCUGGGGGCCCCACCCCUGGGAUGGAGGACGUUCUGGACUCUGUGUUGGGCACUAACUGGGCCCUAGAAGAGGCCUCUGGAGAGGAUAGUGAGGGUCUUGUACCCCAAGGGCCAGCACUUUCCCCCUCCAGGCCAGAAGGGGGCAGCGUUCAGGCAGAGACCGCCAGACCCCGCGACCUCCUCUCAGCGCCUUCUCCACUCCCUGCAUCCGCAAAGGACCCACAGCCAGCAGAUGUAACUGGCCCUGUGCGGCACAAUGGCCAGGCCUGGAACCCCACCCCUGAGAAGACAGAUGGCUCGUCUGCCCUGCCCGGAGACCCCCAGGAGCCGAGCUCUCCCAGGACCUCAGCGCUGCACCCCCAAGGCCUCAGCGGCCCCCCCACGCUCCCCACUCAGCCAAGGCUUCCCGGAACCCGCUCCUGGAACAGCGUGCUGGCCCGCGGGGGCCUGGAGGGCAGGAGGAGCACCAGGGACCGGAGGAGCCCCACAGAGCUGGAAGGAGCAGGAGCAAGUGAGGGGGCGGCCCAGCCCCCUGCCCAUUUUAACUCCGUUCCUUUGACUGACACAGGCCAUGAGAGGCAGCCCGUGGGAUCCCCCAGUCCCCAGCUCCGCGGGUUUGCCUUCCGCCUGCUGGUGCCCGGCAUCAUCCUGGUCUUGCUGGCUGUUGGCGGCCUCCUGUUCUACAGGCGGAGGCGGCGGAGCCAUCAAGAGCCUCAGACGGUGGAUUCUCCCAUGGAGCAGCCAGAGGGCAGUCCCCUCACCCAGGAUGAGGACAGACAGGCGGAACUACCAGUGUAGAGGGAAUUCUAAGCUGGGCACACAGGACAGUCUCUCCACGAGAGGAGACAUUAUGGGGGCGUCCGCCACCACCCCUCCCCAGACAUCCUCCUGGAAUGUGGUCUGCCCGCCACCAGAGCUCCUGCCUGCCAGGACUGGACCCGAGCAGCCAGGCGGGUCCCUCCGCCUCCACCCUCAGACCCUUGACUGACUGAAAGAGGGCCAGAGGAUGGCCCCCACGCUGCCACUAUUUAUUGUGGGCCCUGGAGGCCCCCGUGCGCUUGAGGAAGGCUGGCAAGCCCGGCUCAGGACCCUCUCCCUUCAGGGGCUGCACCCUCCUCUCACUCCCUCCACACCAGCUCCUGGGCCAGGGACCCGCGGUCUGUAGCACGUGGGAGAGCAGGGUGGGCGCUGAGGAGUGGAAGAGCCCUGCAGCCAGAGGGCCCGCCUGGUGCCGCGGGAUCCCAGCACGGACAGGCAGGGACCUGUCUCCAGAGAGAGGAGCCUGGGGUUUGCAGGGCGGGACAGCGUCGGCCUGAUUUCCCGUAAAGGCGUGUGUGCAGCCCAAGCGAUGAGAAGAGGACGCCUUUGGGCCUCGAUCUGCAAUGACAGCUGGAAGGAGGUCUACACCCUCUGCUCACCUAAGUGCCCUCUGCCGGUUACCGGACCUGCCUGACCUGCCCGUGAUGCCAAGAGGAGGACCAAGCUCUGGCCUCCGCCCCUCUUUCCCUCCAGCCCCUGCCAGAGCUCUCUGAGGGGCUGCCCUCUUGAAGGAAGCCAUUGCACUGUGAACACUGAACCUGCCUGCUGAACAGCCUGCCCCGUCCAUGCCGAGAAUGAACAUCCGUCCGUCUGCCUCCCUCCAGCCUCUCCCCAGCUUCUGGCACUGAGCUGGCCUCACCUGUCGACUGAGGGAACCCUCAGCCCUGCCCUUCUCCUGACCUGGCCUUCGACUCCCGGGGUGGAGCAGGGUGGGAAAACUGCCCAGGCUGCCAGCCAGAGCCGGUCUUUAGGCUGUGUUGUUCGCCCAGGUUUCUGCAUCUUGCACUUUGACAUUCCCAGGAGGGAAGUACUAGUCGGGGACACGGGAGGGGAGGGCAGAGGCAAGAGGCUGCAGGAUGAGCUCUGACUGAAAAUGGGUCUUUGAAAUAUGGGUAUGCCCCUGAGGUUGGGGAGAUGUCUGCACCCCAGACCCCCAGCCCAGUCUCCUUUCUCUGCUGCCAGCAGGCCCCUGGGGCUGAGCAGGUUGUCCCUGUCAGGAGCCUUGGGCUAGGCUGCACCCCAGCCCACCUGCGUGGCACCCAGCUCCCAUCCUCUUCUUGCCCUUCUUUCCCCGUGAGCCCGGUGGGCAGCGAUACACUCCACCUCAUCCCCGUGCCCCACUACCACCUCCUCCGACCAGGCAAGCCGGGGUGGGAGAGCCGCCAAGAGGUCCAGGCUUCGGCUUCCAACUGCGCUGAGGGCCUCCACUUCCUGGGCCAGCCCUUGGCCUGGGUAAUGGGUGACAGGGCUGUCAGUUGCCCCUUGUCCCUUUGUGCUGCUGUGUGCCUGCUCUCCUGCCUCCCGGGCCUUCCCGUGACCUUUUCACCUCCUGCCCAAGAAGGCGAGGGUCUGCUGGCGCCACCUUCCCUGUCCUGACGCUGGCAGCUGAGGGAAGGGCGGUGGAGACUUUCCUGUGGGGCUCAUCCUUCCAGUCACAGACUAUAUUCGAUGCUAGAAAACACAUAUUUGAAAAUGGAAGAAAAAAACACAAAAAAGGCAUUCCUCCCCAACCCCUCUACCUUAAGCAUAGUAUUUUAAAGGUCAAAAAAGCAAAGCCAACCCAUUGCAGAAGCUCUCUGUGGGCACUUGGUGACGUCAGAGCAGGGGAGCCCGAUGUCUCCCUAGGUACCUGCACAGGAAGCUCCUCUGUUCGCUGAGACGGCCGAGAGGGAACAUUGGCUCACGUACUGUGAGAUUUCGUUUUUAUACUUGGAAGUGGUGAAUUAUUUUAUAUAAAGUCAUUUAAAUAUCUAUUUAAAAAAUAGGAAGCUGCUUAUAUAUUUAAUAAUAAAAGAAGUGCACA
This is a messenger RNA of Propithecus coquereli (Coquerel's sifaka), 3913 nucleotides long. RefSeq names its product colony stimulating factor 1 (macrophage) (gene CSF1). Lineage: Eukaryota; Metazoa; Chordata; Mammalia; Primates; Indriidae. The record is from RefSeq and is a predicted model, not a curated record. Gene Ontology annotation, molecular function: cytokine activity; growth factor activity. Gene Ontology annotation, cellular component: membrane. Gene Ontology annotation, biological process: osteoclast differentiation; positive regulation of macrophage differentiation. The transcript has 9 exons. The coding region runs from base 223 to 1869 and encodes 548 amino acids.